Brassica oleracea var. oleracea is the source of this 1174-nucleotide messenger RNA. RefSeq lists its product as uncharacterized. Gene Ontology annotation, molecular function: RNA binding; structural constituent of ribosome. Lineage: Eukaryota; Viridiplantae; Streptophyta; Magnoliopsida; Brassicales; Brassicaceae. Gene Ontology annotation, biological process: translation; ribosomal small subunit assembly. The record is from RefSeq and is a predicted model, not a curated record. The coding region runs from base 1 to 1026 and encodes 341 amino acids. Gene Ontology annotation, cellular component: cytosolic small ribosomal subunit; ribosome. The transcript is spliced from 8 exons.
AUGGAUGAUAGAAAGGUAGCUGGCAACCAAUUGCGGAGAAUCCGGUAUAAUCUGAGGCCUCCUCCCGAAGGGUCAUCUUACAAGGUUCAUAAGUAUUCUUUAGCGUAUACUGUUUUGAAUACCGAUGUCUUUUGGAUUAUCUUUAGUGAAAAACCUUUAGCUAAACAAAAUGCUAAAAGAGCUAUCACUUGUGUGAGCAAUAAAGAGCCUAAGAAGGUUUGUCACAACGACAUUGAUCUGCUUAACCCUCCAGCCGAGCUUGAUAAGAGGAAGCACGAGCUCAAGCAUCUUGUUCAGUCUCCCAACUCUUUUUCCACGGUGCUGCAAAACGACAUCGAUUUGCUUAACCCACUAGCUGAGGUUGAGACGAGGAAGCACAAGCUCAAGCGACUUGUUCAAUCUCCCAACUACUUUUUCAUGGAUGUGAAAUGCCAAGGCUGCUUCAACGGCACUACUGUUUGCAGUCACUCGCAUACUGCUGUGGAUGUUAAAUGCCAAGGCUGCUUCAACAUUGAUGUUGUCAGUCACUCGCAGACUGUUGUGGUGUGUGGAAAUUGCCAGACAGUGUUGUGCCAGCAGAUUCCUGGGUACAAGAAAAAAUCAAAGACUGUUGAGAUGUCAAAGUUGCUAGCGGCUGAGGAGUUAGAGAGCACAAAGACACUCAUUGAAGAGUUGAAGCUUAAUCUUGACAAGGCGGAAACAGAAGAAAAACAGGCAAAGCGGGACUCAGAACUUGCAAAGCGGGAAUCAGAACUUGCAAAGCUGAGAGUUGUGGAGACGCAACAAGGAAUUGUUGGUGAAGCUAGUGUUGCCACUAAAGCCCAGCUUGAAGCGGCUCAAGCCAGGCAUACAUCUGCGGUUUCAGAACUGGAAUCUAUCAAGGAAGAGCUGCAAACUCUUCAAAAUGAGUAUGAUGCCUUGGUAGAAGAGAACGAGUUGGCUAUGAAGGAAGCAGAAGCAGUUUUGGCUUCUAAAGAAGUGGAGAGGAAGGUUGAAGAAAUGCCAAGGCUGCUUCAACAUCACUAGUGUUUUCAGUCACGCGCAGACUGUUUUGGUGUGUGGGAAACUGCCAGACAGUGUUGUGCCAGUCUACAGUAGGAAAGGCGAGGCUCACGGAAGGAUGCUCUUUCAGGAAAAAAGUGAUAGAUUGAUUUUGAAGCUUGAAGCAAUCACC